Molecule: messenger RNA, 6763 nt
Organism: Siniperca chuatsi (mandarin fish)
Lineage: Eukaryota; Metazoa; Chordata; Actinopteri; Centrarchiformes; Sinipercidae
Gene: gcgrb
Product: glucagon receptor b
Exons: 13
Coding region: 533-2431 (632 amino acids)
Biological process (GO): adenylate cyclase-activating G protein-coupled receptor signaling pathway; cell surface receptor signaling pathway
Cellular component (GO): plasma membrane
Molecular function (GO): glucagon receptor activity; gastric inhibitory peptide receptor activity; peptide hormone binding
Source: RefSeq, a predicted model, not a curated record
UGCCGCACGAAAUGCACCUGCCAUGAAAAUCAACACAUACACACACAACAAUUCUAGUUAUUUACAGUAAUAGAAUUUGAUGUCAUAGAUUUUACUGUACAUAUUUUAAAUAAGGUAUUCUAGACAUGAGGGUAAGCAUAGUGUAUUCUCCCUGAAGGCACCAUCCUCUCCUCUGACCCACUUCCCCCUGAUGUCCAGUCCCAUUAUCCAAUCAUCUGUUGAGCUCCGAUGAGGGAUGCUUUUGUGCAGCAAUUUUGUAAUAAAUGUUUUGAGAAAUGUGUAGAAAAAGAACCAUGCUUUUGGAUUUUGUUUGCUUUUGCAUAACAGACUACAGUAUGUAAAGUACACAAUUUGCUUGUAUAAAUGAUGUUAUUUUUUUCAAUGCUGUGAGUGAACACCAUGUGAAGAAGGAUGAAAAUUAUUCAAGCUUUUGUGCUAAUGAAACCAAUUGGACGAGCUCACAAAUGAUCACCGUGAUCCUCUAGGUCUUUAGCCUUGUGAAGGUACAUGGUUCUCAUCUGACAGCUGUGAUAUGUGUAAGCACGUAAGCUUACAUUGUGAGUAUGAAAGAAAAGCAGUCACUACAUCACUGGUUGUUGCUUGUUUUUUCUGUUCAUUGAUUCUCGAUAUUUUCCGUAUUUCAUUCCAUCUCUCUUUUAGUUGCAGUUCAAACACACACACACACACACACACACACCAGUUAUUUCCACUAACUUUUCCAUAUCGUGUGUAUAGGCCACACAGUGAGAAAGGGCCGAGACCGCCUCAUGUGUCGGGCCUCUUGUGUGUUCUGGUCCCCACCGACCCCCAUCCUCCCAGCAUCAGUGGGAUGUCCCAGGUGUAUCUCCUCUUGGCCUUGCUUAUGCUCUGCAGCUGCACAAAGGUCUCCUCUACUAACUCCCUGGAGCUUGUGAAGGAGCAGUGGAGCAGCUACAAAAACCAGUGCCUGGACUACCUCAACACCACGCCCCCUGCCACAGGGCUGGUGUGUAACAGGACCUUUGAUCUGUACGCCUGCUGGCCUGAUGGACUCCCAGGAACCACGGUCAAUGUCUCCUGCCCAUGGUUCCUGCCAUGGUACCGUAAAGUUCAGCAGGGUCUGGUCUACAGAGUCUGCAAUGAAGAUGGUCAGUGGGCGCAAAAGAAUACCAGUGAAUGUGAGGACGACCCUGGUGAGCAGCAGUAUGGCCGCAUUCUCAGUCAGUUACGGAUCAUGUACACCGUGGGAUACUCGCUCUCCCUCGGCGCUCUGCUGCUGGCGCUGGGAAUCCUCAUCGCCUUCAGGAAGCUCCACUGUAUGAGGAACAACAUCCACAUGAACCUGUUUGCCUCCUUCAUCCUGAGAGCCGUGUCCAUCCUGGUUAAAGACGCCCUGCUGACCCUCACGCUGGACCCCAGGAGCAGCAGUGACACCACAACACAAGCCUGGGUCAACAUACCGGCUGUUACAUGGUGUCGUGGUGCCAUGGUGAUGAUGCAGUACAGCGUGAUGGCCAACAACUAUUGGCUGUUGGUGGAGGGCAUCUACCUGCACAGCCUGCUAGUAAUCACCGUGUUCAGCGAGAGGAAGUACUACUACAUUUACUUGGCCAUUGGCUGGGGUGCACCACUAAUAUUUGUGCUACCAUGGAUCACAGUGAAAUAUCUGUAUGAGAACGAGGAGUGCUGGGAGAGGAAUAUUAACAUGGGAUAUUGGUGGAUCAUCCGUUCUCCUAUACUGUUUGCUUAUCUGAUUAACUUCUUCAUAUUCAUCCGAAUUAUCAAUAUCCUGAUGUCUAAACUCAGAGCUCAUCAGAUGAGAUACACUGACUACAAGUUCAGAUUAGCAAAGUCCACUCUGACUCUCAUCCCCCUGCUUGGGAUUCAUGCCAUCCUCUUCACGUUCGUCAUUGACGAGUCCGUCCCUAAAGGCUCUAUGCUGCGCCUCAUUCGCCUCUUCUGUGACCUACUGCUCAACUCUUUCCAGGGCCUGCUGGUUGCCAUCCUGUACUGCUUCGUCAACAAAGAGGUGCAGUCGGAGAUGCUGAAAAAGUGGAAGAGGUGGAAGCUGGGUAAAGACAUUAAUGAGGAAUACCGCCACACCCACAGCCACACGCCGCACAUCAAGAGCGGCAGCAUCGCCACCGGCAAUCUGCCCUAUCUCCAUGACAACAACGCCAGCAACCACAGUGGUGACUCGCUUCGCCUCAACAAAGCUGACAGAGGCCCCUCUUGCUCCGCCGCACCUGAGGAGAACCGCCGACUAGUCGUCUCCUACAGCAAUGGGACGGGGAAAGGCAGGCACUCCAAGAGCAGACACACCCUGCAGUUCUCUUUCCUGCCACACAGAGGCGCCGCCAGUCACGUCAGCACUGCCACAGAGGAUGUGUGUCUGGAGGAGAAGGCGCAGUGUCGCACAUUCCCUCUGGAAGGAGGAGAGACUAAUGUCUGAGGACAACCUGCUCUGAGCCCUCGUCACGAAAACUCUAACUGAUUGUGCUUAUCGUUGUUUCAGAUGAGUGUUUGUCAUGCGCCAACAAUAAAGCCUGAGUGGGAAGAGAAUGAGGAAGUAACCCACACAGAUCAGGAUGUUCAUCGCUGCAUAACAUUACAGGAAAUACAGUUUAAACCUGCCCAGCUGCAAAUGAAUAUUUAUUGGUUUUGGGACCUUGCGCGAAAAAGCCCUAAUUGACUUCAGGAAUGAUUAAAUACAUUAAAAAGAAACUCUAGUAGUGUUCAGUGUGAGUGUGUGUAUAUGUGUGUGUUUGUGUGUGUGUGUGUGUGCAUAUGGAGGACUGCCAUUUCACAGACCCCUCUCACAUCUUUCAUCUGUACUGCUGUUGCUGUCGUGAGUUAUGCUUGUGUUGUGUGUCUGUUUGCAGUAAUGGAUGCAAAUUUGUGGUACUCUCCUACAAAAACCUCUGUGUCAAAGUUUUUUUGGUUCUUUUUUGGUUUUAUGAAACUGAAUGUGGACUUCAGCAUGCAUGUCUCUUGAAGUCUUGUUCAUGGAGAUCAGGAUAAAGGCAGAACUGAGCGAUUCACCAGAGCCUCGCAGAGGAUGGAUGCUUUGAUCUUCAGAAAGACUCUGCUAUAAUGUAUAUUAUAUUAAAGUUAUUCUGGUUUUAAAUGACCAAAGCCAGACAAGAAAAUAAUAAUAUAACCUAUACAUCAAUUGGUUAAUCAAGUCCAUUCUUUCAUGCACAUUCCUUUGCUCCCUUUUUGUCUACUAACUCCAUCAUUCACCUUUUUUAAACAGAUUUUCCUGACUGAAUGUAUAUUGUAUAAACAAUGGAGAAAUAUGGGUGAAACAAUAUUUAAGUUUAUAUAUGUAUUAGAAAUACACACUUUGUCCACUGCACCUGGAUUCAUCCAGUGAUGAGACUUAAUUUAACUUCUUGAUUUGUUUUCAUGCAGACUGACUAAAAAUUCAUACAUGACACACUAGUAAAUCUGUGUAGAGUUUGUUAUUUGAUUUUCCUGUUUCAAAACCAAAAUGUUUUUUUUUUUCGGGUGAUAUUUAACGUUACAUACCACAUUUUGCCACAGCUAACAGCGAUCUCCACACUGCGUUCGAGCUGGGCGUAAACAUAUACCUCAGACUGUAUGUUUCACAUAUAGGCUGUAUGUAAGUACAAGCACAUUAAAAAUGAUCAUGACACAAAUAUAAGACAGACAGCAUGAACAUUUGGACGAUUUAUUGGCAUUUGCAGUGCUUUGAACAGGCAUCGACACAGUUGCCUACAUUGUCAUUCCCUAUAGUCCUCGCUUUAAACUAAUUUGACCCUGAAUCUCUGUGUAAGAAAAUUAUGUAGAAACUAGAUUGAAAAGAAUCUACAUAAAUAUACAUCACAGUAAAUUCUGGAGAUGUUUUUGUGAGGGAUUUUUUACUUCUGCAUCAAAAAAGACGAGUUCUGAGAUCGCCAUCGCAACCACAGCCGCAUGCAGGGGAAUAUCACCAGUUAAUUCAAACUCCAGUUUCUCCGUUAAUGUUUUUUUACACCAGAGCUGGCGUGUUGCCUAUGUUAAGGAUUUGAUUUUUGUGGGUAUAAAUGAUACAAGGUAGAAAAUGCAGCCAGUAUUUCUAGAAUAUAUUGUGAAGCUUAUAUUGUAUGACUACAAUAUAUACACCAUAAUUCACUCACAUUUUAGGUGCAUUCAGGUUAUAUUAUUGUGAAGUGUUUAGCAAUGUGACUGUCUUAUCGUCCUCCUUGAUGUCUCUGUGGCAUACUUAUUCACAUUCGCUUCAUACAUCUAUGGGCAUACCUGGGAAGGCAUCAGCAGAAACCAUACAGUUGUAGUGAUCAGCGGUGCGACUCCAGCCUGGGUUGUUUUAUGUGACCAGACUGCGAAUUAUGUUUUCGUAGUGAAGAGGUCUAAUAAACACCAAAAUUAAUGUUCCAGCAAACUGUUUCUAUUGUAAUGUCUCAAAAGACACCGACAAAUUAAUGUGAUAGAGAAGUGAAGUAAUCGGAAUGGUUAUUUCCUGGUUAGUUGACAAGGGGUCCUCAAAAGCCACGCCUGCGACACAUCUGCUUCACACAUGGGAAUACCACCAGUUAAACUGGAACACCGUAAAUAUCACACAAACAAAACAAAACAGGUUGUUUUUUUUUCAUUUUCCCGUUGUGAUUUUAAAACAGAAACUACGUAGUUUUUUUGUUUUUCGGUUUUGAAACGAAAAAAAUCAAAGAAUGAACCAUAGAACCACAGAUUCUGGUAGUUAACUGGAUGAAAAGCAAUUUGACAAAUGCGAUUUUUGGUGUUUUUCAUAAACUGAAAUACCUCCAGAUCCAGACCGUCCUCCCCAAAAAUACAGCCAUAUAGGUUGUCUGUACUAGCCCAUAUUUACUUUCAGGCGGCAACCUCUAGUGACCAUAGUAAUUAUGAUGGUAGCAAAGGAGGAAGUCAGUUGAGGUAGUAUAGAGAGUGUGUAUCAAACACAAGACUUUCACCCAGGAGACUGUUGUUCGUGUCCCGUGUACUCUCCAACGGUCAUAUAUGUCAUUUUGGGAGUCAUUAGAAAAUGUAUGGAGCCAGGACAGUAACGUUAAAAUUUGGCAUCGAAAAUAAAAUUUGGCAUUGAAAACAAAACUGGAACUGAAAAGGAAACAUUGUCAUUGAAACAUUGUAUUGGAAAAAGACACUGAAAAAGUUUCACUGAAAACUAAAAAACACAGUAAACAGUAAUCCUCUGACAUGACCGCACAUCUACGGCGAUGGCUUUCAUGAGUUCACCUGGAACUCCCAAACCACAAUUAAGUCUGUUUCUCUUUGCCAUUGUUUAUUCACAUAGCGCCUAAAGUUAGCUAGCUGUCACUAUUAGCUAACGUUAGUUCUUGUUCCAGCAGACCUCUUCCAGACCAGCAUAACGUCAGUUAUAAGUUCACUUUAACCAGCUCAGUUCUAUGUGAGAAAACAAUGGCAGAGAGAAACAGACUUACUUGCUGUUUGAGAGUUCCAGGUGAAAUCGUGGAAGCCAUUGCUGUAUGCUAGCAAUGGUGAUGCCAGAGGCUUUGGAGCGAACAAGUGGGCGGCUGGUUCAGGAAGAGUGACGUUCUCUCCUUAGUAUGCAGAUUAUGUGUAAAUCACGCUCUCCUUGCCCCCUCCCCUCGGACCUCUCCCCUCCACGCCAAAACAGUGACAGAAAGUUGAAACUGAAAAUUACUGACCCUGAAAAAUCUGACAGCGUAAAAAAAAAUUGUCACUGAAAAAAGAGUGACAUGAAGAAAAAACAGAACAUUGUCAUUGAAAAACACAUCAGAAUGCACAAAAUAUCAAAAUAAAAUGAAAAGAAUUUUAAUGUCUGUGUUUUAUUUUUCAGUGAAACUUUUUUUAGUGCCAAGACUUGUUUCAGUGCCAAUACAACUUUUAAUACAAAUGCCAAUGUUUCCUUAUUCAGUUCCGGCUUUGUUUUGAGGUAUGAGGACGUGCUGUCCAGAUCACGAUCAUCAUACUGCUUCGGUCUGCUCCAAUCAUUGUCAUACAGUAUCUCUAGAAUGGUGUCAAACAGAACAUAAUAUACAGUCUGUGCAGACUAGAAAAGUCCUUUUUUGUGCCAGAAAGGUUUUUCUUUUUAUAACGUGUGAAUAUUUUUUUGUUGGAAAGAGCACCACAUUAACAAAGGAGGAACCACCUGAUUUUAUUUUUAAAAAUUUUCUUAUGCAGAUCAAAUCAGGGCUCAUAUUUCAUGACGCAAAAUACAAAAUGUGCCACACAGAACCACUUUUAUCACUUUGGAUUAAGAAAAUUAGUAAAUUAAAGCAAGGACUGGUGUUUUUAAACAUUUAGAUUCAGUUCAGAUAUGGACUGGAUUUAAUUGAACUGGAUUUAAUUUUUGGUAUUUUCCAAUUUCCAAUUUCAGUCACAUUGGAGCCAACAAUGACUUUCACAAAGGGUUUCCUAGUGAAUCAAGGACGGUAAACAAAUAUUCAGUUUGAAGUGUAAGAGAGAGAGCCCUGUACACUGUAAAUAUUGAUAAAAAUGAAUAUUAUAAAGACAAAGACGGGUGGGUGGAGGGAUGUGUUGCUAUUCUGUGUUUCUGCUUGCAGUCCAGGUGACUCAAAAAUGAAAAUAAACAUGACUAAUUAUCUUGAGAAAAGACUCUUGUUUCACAAAACAUAAUUGUACCUGUCAUUUUAUUUAAAAUGUUGCAAUUGGGGCGGCAGGAGGGGCCCUAAGUAAACAAUGUCAUGAGAGAAAGCAAAAUGUCUUCAAAAGCCAAAUUGUCGUGUCACAUACUGUACGUCUCUGUGGAUCCAAUUAAACUGAAUUCUGUCAGCAAAAA